Acanthoscelides obtectus is the source of this 1523-nucleotide messenger RNA. Lineage: Eukaryota; Metazoa; Arthropoda; Insecta; Coleoptera; Chrysomelidae. The record is from the annotation of a GenBank genome assembly.
GUACGACUCAACUAUACGUUUUCCAACGGCGACCGAUACGUGCAGUGCUUUCGCAUUCGUAGUUCUAUGGUGUCAAGUGUUUCGUCGCAGUUUUCGUACACCUAUAACCUUUUUGUCCUUGUUUUUAAAUUCAAAAUUGGGCUUAAAGGCAUAUAAGAAGGAAGUAAGAAAUUUAAAAUAAUGUCGACAAUACCAACAGUGUUACCACUAAAUAGUGGUCACGAAAUACCUGUUGUAGGCUUAGGAACGUACAAGUCCAGUUCUGGAGAAGUGGGGGAAGCCGUGAAAUAUGCCAUUCAAAUAGGCUACAGACAUAUUGACUGUGCCUGGAUGUAUGCUAAUGAGGCUGAAAUUGGACAUGUUCUCAAAGAAAUAUUGGACGAGGGUUCUAUUAAAAGAGAAGAUUUGUUCAUUGUGACGAAGUUGUGGAACAACUUUCACGCAAGGGAAUUAGUAGUGGAAAAAUUGAAAGAAUCCCUGAGUUUGUUAAAUCUUACAUAUAUAGAUUUAUACUUGAUACAUUGGCCAAUGGGUUUCAAGGAGAAUGCUGACCCAUUGCCAAAUGAUCCAUCUGCAUACACUGAUAUUGACUAUGUGGAAACCUGGAAAGGUAUGGAAGAGUGUGUGGAUCAAGGUCUGGCAAAGAGUAUCGGUUUGUCCAAUUUCAAUGAAGAGCAGAUUACCAGGUAUUUGGUAUUGGAGAAUUGUCGUAUAAGACCUGCAGUGAAUCAGAUAGAAGUGAACCCGAACUUGAACCAAAAAGAUUUGAUAGGGUUCUGUAAGGAAAGGGAAAUUGUAGUCACGGGUUACUGUCCGUUAGGUCGGGCUGCACAAAGUCAGGUCACACCGGGUUACCCGGUUUCGACAUUGUUGGACCAGAAAGUUGUGGAAAUGGGUAAAAAGUAUGGUAAGACGGCUGCUCAAGUUGUAUUGAGGUAUUUGAUAUCACUGGGCAUAGCUGUCAUACCGAAAUCAGUAAACGAAAAUCGAAUACAGGAGAAUAUCCAAAUAUUCGAUUUUGAUCUGGAUCCAGAAGACAUCAGCUAUUUGGACUCUCGCAACACAGGCCAACGAAUUGCAACACUUGUUGCUUAUAAGGACCACAAAUAUUACCCAUUUAGAUAGCUGCAAUGAAUGACAAAUUCUUGUUUUUUACAAUAGCAUUCUAAAAUUGGACAGUUGCAUUCUUAGUUGUAGAAUGCUUAAGUCCUAAAAUAUGUUUUAUUGGAAGUGAUGAUUAAAUGAUUUAGUAUGCAAUCUUAUGUGUAGAAUAACAUUGUAAGGGUCGAUUUUGGAGACAAAUUAAAUAUAGAUAUACAUGUUAGGUUGCAUGUGUUUGUAUUUGGUAAAUAAAUAAUUAAAUAUUCAUAUUUCAUUUUUUUACACCGCAGCAACAGGCAGAAGCCUAAAUGCCAGGGCACCGCGGCUGUUGAGGAGCUUAAAGAAACCUUGUUAAUCCGAUUUUUGACCUGCCUGAGCUUAGUGAACUGGAAAAAGCCUCCUCUUGUAAAUUGUCCCACAAU